Suncus etruscus (white-toothed pygmy shrew) is the source of this 1529-nucleotide messenger RNA. It is a transcript of the gene FGB, whose product is annotated as fibrinogen beta chain. Lineage: Eukaryota; Metazoa; Chordata; Mammalia; Eulipotyphla; Soricidae. The transcript is spliced from 8 exons. Gene Ontology annotation, biological process: platelet activation; protein polymerization; blood coagulation. The coding region runs from base 9 to 1475 and encodes 488 amino acids. Gene Ontology annotation, molecular function: signaling receptor binding. Gene Ontology annotation, cellular component: fibrinogen complex. The record is from RefSeq and is a predicted model, not a curated record.
GGCAAAAGAUGGCUUUUUGGAACUUUCAAAAAUUUAAAACCAUGAAAUAUAUCUUACUGUUAUUUUUGUGCAUUUUUAUAGUUAGGUCCCAAGCCAGCAAAGACUAUGAUUACAUUGAGCCGGAUGCCCGUGGUCAUCGUCCCAUUGAUAGGAAGAGGGAAGAAGCUCCCAGCCUGAGACCCGCACCACCCCCCAUCAGCGGGGGUGGCUACCGGGCUCGCCCAGCCAAAACUGCUGCCAACCAAAAGAAACUGGAAAGAAAAGCGCCAGAUGCAGGGGGCUGUCUGCACGGUGACACAGACCUGGGAGUGUUGUGCCCAACUGGAUGUCAGUUGCAAGAUGCCUUGGUCAAUCAAGAGAGGACCAUAAAAAACCAUGUAAAUGAGUUAAAUAAUAACAUGGAGUCUAUUUCCCAGACCUCUUCUAGCACUUUCCAAUAUAUGACUAUGCUAAGAGACAUAUGGAAUAAAAGACAGAAGCAAGUACGAGAUAAUGAAAAUGUAAUAAAUGAAUACUCCUCAGCACUAGAAAACCACCAAUUAUACAUAGAUGAGACUGUGAAUAAUAAUAUUCCAACUAACCUCCGUGUGCUGCGUUCCAUUCUGGAAAACUUGAGAAGCAAAAUACAAAAACUAGAAUCUGAUGUUUCAAUGCAGAUGGAUUAUUGCCGCACUCCAUGUACUGUUAGCUGCAAUAUUCCUGUGGUGACUGGCAAAGAAUGUGAAGAAAUAAUCAGAAAUGGAGGUGAAACAUCUGAGAUGUAUCUUAUUCAACCUGACAGAUCUACCAAACCAUAUAGAGUAUAUUGUGAUAUGAACACAGAAAAUGGAGGAUGGACAGUUAUUCAAAACCGUCAAGAUGGGAGUGUUGACUUUGGCAGGAAAUGGGAUCCUUAUAAACAAGGAUUUGGAAAUAUUGCAACUAAUGCAGAUGAGAAAAAAUAUUGUGGUGUACCAGGUGAGUAUUGGCUUGGAAAUGAUAAAAUCAGUCAACUUACUAGGAUGGGUCCCACAGAACUUUUGAUUGAAAUGGAAGACUGGAAAGGAGAUAAAGUGAAGGCACUUUAUGGAGGAUUCACUGUACAGAAUGAAGCCAACAAAUAUCAAAUAUCGGUGAACAAAUACAAAGGCACUGCUGGCAAUGCUCUCAUGGAUGGCGCUUCACAGUUGGUAGGAAUAAACAGAACCAUGACCAUUCAUAAUGGCAUGUUCUUCAGCACCUACGACAGAGACAAUGAUGGCUGGCAAAAUGCAGAUCCCCGAAAACAGUGUUCUAAAGAGGAUGGUGGUGGAUGGUGGUAUAAUAGAUGUCAUGCAGCCAAUCCAAAUGGCAGAUAUUACUGGGGUGGCCAGUACAGCUGGGACAUGUCAAAGCAUGGCACAGAUGAUGGAGUGGUCUGGAUGAACUGGAAGGGCUCCUGGUAUUCAUUGAAGAAGAUGUCAAUGAAGAUUAGACCCUUCUUCCCUCAACAAUAGUGUCCCUAAUGUAGAUUUUUAUUCUUCUAUAUAUAACAGCAUUUUUGUACAUUC